ACGAUGACAAUGGAGGAAUGCGAGGAGGAGAAGGUGGUGCUCGCCGGGAACAUCCCAGAGCCCCCCACCCCGGCGGGCUACAAUGUGGAUGCGGAGGGGGAGCUGGUGGAUGAUGACCUGGAGGAUGAGGCAGUCCUGCAUGAUGAGUAUGGGGAGGAGGAGGAGGAGGAGGAGGAGGAGGAGGAGGAGGAGGAGGAGGAGGAGGAGGAGGAGGAGGAGGAGGAGGAGGAGGAGGAGGAGGCUGAGGGUUAGGGGGAUGUGCUGCAUGUUUGGCAA
Messenger RNA from Closterium sp. NIES-67, 276 nucleotides. Lineage: Eukaryota; Viridiplantae; Streptophyta; Zygnematophyceae; Desmidiales; Closteriaceae. The record is from the annotation of a GenBank genome assembly.